This is a messenger RNA of Pararge aegeria (speckled wood butterfly), 4896 nucleotides long. Its product is annotated as tetratricopeptide repeat protein 21B-like. The coding region runs from base 433 to 4353 and encodes 1306 amino acids. Gene Ontology annotation, cellular component: intraciliary transport particle A. The transcript is spliced from 13 exons. Gene Ontology annotation, molecular function: protein binding. Gene Ontology annotation, biological process: intraciliary retrograde transport; protein localization to cilium. NCBI's taxonomy places the organism in Eukaryota, Metazoa, Arthropoda, Insecta, Lepidoptera, Nymphalidae. The record is from RefSeq and is a predicted model, not a curated record.
CCUAUGAUGUCCGACUGAGCGAUUUUGAUUCAUAUACAUUCCGUUUACGUUAAAGUUCCAGUGCAGUUCUAUUAGAUUUAAACAUUUUAACCCAUGUCUGGAAUGACUACACGGCUUAGAGCCUUCUCCACGCAAGCGUUGAAGGUUGUCAACAAUGUUGCUAGGCAACAGUUCGUUGUGACUUUACAAAGCGCAGAGGCGACUAUAGAUUAUAAUAAGCAAGACAAGAUAAUAACUUUCCUCCACACAAACGUACCAAAAGAGUUUCAAGGAAAAGGUGUUGGAAAAUUGUUAGCAGAGCAUGCAUUUACUUAUGCAUCUGAUAACAGCUUGGAUGUGAUAUGCAAAUGCCAUUUUCUUGCAAAAUUUUAUCAGGAUAAUUUAAAUAAGUUUAAGAAUCUUGAAGUUAAAUUAGAUUUGGAUUAGUACAAAAUGGAUCUUAUGUGGUAUAGGUGUAAUAUACAUUAUUAUUUACGGGAAAAAUGUUACGGUAAGUCAAAGAAAAUAUCUCUGGAAGCAUCAAAAAAAUUUGCUGACAAUGCAGAAUUCUUAUUUUAUCAUGGCUUAGCAAAUAUAUUGGAAGGACAAGUUCAAAUAGGCAUUAAUAUUUUAUCACCAUUGCAAUCUGAUAGAAACUUGCAAUUUGCCACUGUAAUGGCCCUCAUUUACAGCCAUAAACUAUUGAAUAGUAAUGAAAGAGAUGAAUUGUAUAAUCUAGAAUCAAAACUGAAAGAAGAAAAGAAGCAAGCUAACACAUUAUCUUUCUAUUAUGCUGGUUUAUUCUUGUCAAUGGCAGAAAAGUAUGAAAAAGCAUCUGAAUAUAUCAACAAGUGUUUGAGGAAGGAUCCUAAUAAUUUAGAGGCCAUUAUUUUAAAAGGCUGGAAUGAUAUGUACAUGAAUGUUGGUGAAGUACAAACUUCUAUUCUUGAUUGUUUGGAAUUAGCUCUUCAAAAAAGUGACAGACACAUUGAAGCCAUUUUAGGCUUGGCAAAAUAUAGAUACUUGGCUAAGGAUUAUAAUGCUUGCAAUACAUUAUUAGAUAAACUUAUAGUUAAUUACCCUGGUCAAGUAGUCCCUCUUACAGAGAAAUUGAAGAAUGAAUUUGCAGCUUCAAGAUGGGAUGCUAUUUAUGAUUCACUUGAAAGAGUCCUUUCUGUAGAACCUACUAAUUUGGAGGCUUUAAAAGUAAGAAUAUUCAUUGCACUCUGUAAAAAUUCAGACUACAUUGAAGCAGUUGACCAACUGAAUACAUUUUUUACUGUAUUGGAGAAUGAAGAAACUAACAAUGGCUAUCAGUUUUAUCACACAGCCCAAGUUUUUUCUAAAGUUUGCGGAAGAUCCAGUGCAGUUCUCUCUCAGGUUUUUAAAUUUUCACAAUAUGCAUCAGAAAUGAAUUCAAAUAAUGUUGAUUAUUUAAGUGAGGUUGGUUAUCAAUGUAUUCUACAAGGAAAAUACAAAGAUUCCUUGAGUUUUUUCAAAGCAGCGAGCAAGGUUGAUAGUAACUCUAUAACUGCUUUGUGUGGACUAACUCUUUGUCAAAUGUAUGAUAAUGGGCCAACCGAACAGAUUGCACAACAGGUUGAAUUGUUGUUUGAAAUGCAAGGGACACAGAAAUUUCCAAUUCUCUAUCUACUGUCAGCACAAUUAAAUAGUAAGAAUUCUAAUGCUGUUACCUUUCUUAAUAAUGCAAUUGAUACACAAAUAGCAUUAGCUGCUCGCUACCCAUAUAGUUUAACAUACAUAAAAAAUUUGGAUCCUGAUUUUUUGCUGGAGGUGUAUAAAGAGUACAAGAAACAUAUACCAAAAAAACCAUUUGUAAUUGUUGGAUAUCUCUUAUAUUCUCAAGAAGGAAACAACGCUUCAGUGGCGAAUUGUUUUAAACUGUUAAGCACAAUAUGUAAAUCUUGUCCUGGAUUAAUAACAGCUUUGUAUGAAUUAGCAAAGCUAAAAUUUCUAUUUGGUUACUCAACUGAAGCUCAGACUCUAGCUCAACAAAUAGGUGAUCUUGAUAAUACUCACGCUGGAAGUCAAGUAUUACUAGCCCAGAUAUUCAUUCAACAAGGUGCGUUUACAAAAGCAACUCAAACUCUAGAGAUGUGUUUGAGUUAUAAUUUUAAAAUACGAGACAGUGUAAUGUAUCAUUUUCUAAAUGGGAUUAUUUUGAAAAACAUGAACCAACUCCAGGAUGCUCUAUCAAGCUUUAUAACAAGUCUCCAAAUACUGACAAGCAAGAAUAACGUCGGUAGGCAACAAGAAGGUGAUCUGAAUAUAAUAGAUAAAUCUACGUUGUUUUUACAAAUAAUCGAACUACAAACUACAUUAGGACAAUUUGGUGAAGCUGGUAAAACUAUGCAAGAAGCGAUACAAGUAAUUUCAUACACAUCCGAAGAAAGUCGCUUACUUAUAGCACGUGCAGAUUUAGCAUUGAAUAAAGGUGAUAUUGAUAAUGCGAUUGAAAUUCUUAAUGAAGUGAAACCGGGACAGCCAUAUUAUUUUCAAGCUCACACUAAAAUGGCACAUAUUUAUCUAAAAGAGAAAAAUGAUCGAGCAAUGUUUACCUCAUGCUAUAAGGAUAUUGUUAACAACCAUCCAAUGGCAGAUGCGCAUACAAUGAUGGGCGACGCUUUUAUGUCAAUUCAUGAACCCAUACAGGCAGCUGAAUCUUACGAAACUGCACUGAAAGGAAAUCCAAAAGACAUUCAGUUAAUCAAAAAGUUGGGAUUAGCUUUAGUUAAAAUGCAUGAGUAUGAUAAAGCAAUGCAACAUUAUGAAAACACAAUCAGAUUGUUAAAUGACGAUGAACUAAAAUUUGAGUAUUUGGAACUACUCAUUAAGCUUAAACAUUAUGACAAAGUUGAUUCCAAUAUAUCUUCCGAAUUAAAUCAAAUGUACAAUAAAGAAAAGGAUAUCACAACUUUCAAAAGACGUAUACGGCUUCUACUAACACAAGCAAGUGCAAGAGAACUUAAAAAACCUGCUGCUGGAAACACGAAUCUACUUUUAACCGAAGCGAAAGAUUUACAAAUGGCAGUUUUAAAGAGAGUCGAAAUAGAUUCGAGGGGAGAUAUAGAAGAAGAGAAAAAGCAGUUGUCAUCUAUCCUUUGCUCUUUGGCUAAAGUUAAGUCUCUUAAGGAACCUGCGGUCGCUGCUCAUUUGUAUUCAGAGGCAUUAUUACACUGUCCAAGAGAUCCGUCCACAUUACUAGCGUUAGCCAAACUAUACGCUCAGAUGAACAAUCCAGAAAGAUGUGAAGAAACGUGCGCCGUUCUCUUAAACGCUGAUCCGAACAACGAAUCAGCAGCAGUUAUGAUGGCAGAUUUAGCUUUCCGGAAGGUGGAUUUUGAGACAGCCCAACGUCAUUUAGAACAGAUAUUGUCUGUGAAAGCAACUAGUUGGGAAGCUCUAGCGCAGCUCAUUGAAGUACAAUGGAGGCGCGGUAAGCUGAGUGAAGUGGAGCAAACUCUGGAAACUGCUAAGAAGCUUCUAGACAGUCAAGAUGAUCCUGGCUACUCUUACUGUUCGGGUAUAUAUUCCAUAUAUCAGGGUAAAGGGAACGCAGCACUCCGUCAACUGAACCAGGCGCGACGCUCACCCCGUUGGGGGCAAAACGCCGCGAAACGGAUGGUACUCCUGUGCCUUUCACAACACGCGCCUGACGCUUUACAAGACAACCUGAGUGCCAGCGAUGACUCCGACACGAGACUUCUAGCCCUAAGAACGGCGGAGAAGCUUCUAGCAGACGUAGAUCACACAGAUCGUAAUGCAUUAAAAGCACUUCUGCAACUUGCCACUAAGAACAAAUCCCAAGCAGAUAAAGUUUUACAAGACAUCUUGCCGUUGGCAACUGAAGACGGUUAUCAGGACGACCCGUAUCUUAUUCUUGCAAUCGCUAAUGCGUACAAUAUUAUGAAACAGCCAACUCGAGCUAAGAAUAUACUAAAAAGGGCCAUAUCAGCCAUCCCUUGGACCCCAGAAAAGGCUGACGGUUUAGAAAAGUGCUGGUUAGAAGUAGCGGAUAAUCAAAUAAGCUCAGGACGUACGGAAGCAGCGAAAGAAAUUCUUACUAAAAUCCUAAAUCAUAACAAUUCUUGUGCAGCAGCGUAUCAAUAUUUGGGUCUCCUAUCAGAAAAGGAUCAAAACUAUAAAAGUGCAGCACUCAAUUACGACAACGCUUGGGUGCACACUGGCAAAAACGAUCUGGCAAUUGGUUACAAACUAGCCUACGCAUAUUUGAAGCUGAAGAAAUACCCCGAAUGUAUAGUCGUCAGUAGACACAUACUGAAAAUUCGUCCGGAAUACCCGAAACUCAAAAAGGAAAUAAUGGAAAAGGCGAAAUCUAAUUUGCGGACAUAGAUUUAGCAAAAAACUAUGCUUGAUUUGGGACACGUAUUUAAAGGUGCACCGGUUGGAUAAAAAUUUAUCACAAGUUAAACGCAUUAUGAAUAUAGGUACACAGCGGUUUUUUAUCGUCGAAUAUGUACAACCGUCAUAAAAAAAUCACCCGUGUAUAUACUUUGAGUUUAGGCUAGCGAAAGGGAUGGCCUUAAUAAUAAUGCCGUCACGAAUAUUAUUUUUGGAACAUUCCGUUUAAAUAGAAUGUGUUAUCAAAACGCUAAAAAUUUGGCCUAAUUUGUAACCAUUUUUAUUGUUAGUUUGACUUUUCUUUGUUAAGAAAUCUGUGUACCCAAUAUUAUUUGACUGCACUUGAGAUUGGGGUUUACAGUAUAGUAGUAUUGGAGUUAAUAUUAGUACAAAAAUCUUUUAUAUUUGGUGUAUAUUUGUAAAAGAAACAAAACUCAUAAAUUAUUCGAAUGUGAAAGCAGAUGUUGUGAAUGUUUAUAUUUUUAUUAUACUGGCCGGAAUUAUUUUAAUUUUAUACAGAGUAGGAUAGAACAA